AUGAGUUCUUCAAGUACAGAGUCCCUUGAAGUCGAACUCUCAACCUUUUAUGACUAUUAUGAUAGUUAUUACGAUGCUCCAAAACUAUGCAGUAAAGAAGGCGUCAGAAGGUUUGCAGCCUCCUUCCUACCUGUUCUGUAUUCCCUGGUAUUCCUGGUCGGGCUCGCUGGAAACAUUCUGGUCAUCGUGGUCCUCUUCAAAUACAAGAGGCUGAAGAGCAUGACUGAUGUGUACCUGCUAAACCUCGCCAUCUCAGAUUUGCUCUUUGUUUUAUCCUUGCCAUUCUGGUCUUAUUUCACAGUAGACCAAUGGGUUUUUGGAACUCCCUGGUGUAAAAUCAUUUCAUGGAUCUACCUGGUUGGGUUUUACAGUGGGAUAUUUUUUAUUAUGCUCAUGAGCAUAGACAGAUACCUGGCAAUUGUUCGUGCAGUGCUUUCCUUGAAAGCAAGGACCACCUUCCAUGGCUUGAUUACUAGCCUUGUUGUGUGGCUAGUAGCUCUUUCAGCCUCAGUCCCCGAGCUUGUAUUUAGAGAGUCUUUUAAUGAACAUAAUUUUACUACCUGCAAGCUGAGAUUUCCAGGCAAUUUCACAACAUGGAAGCUUUUUUCCACUUUGGAAGUCAACAUUUUAGGGCUCCUAAUCCCUUUUAUAAUUAUGACAUUUUGCUACUCCAUGAUCAUUAAAACAUUAAUUCACUGUAGAAAUGACAAAAAGAAUAAGGCUGUGAAGAUGAUUUUUGUUGUCAUGAUUGUGUUUUUCUUUUUUUGGACCCCCUACAACAUUGUUAUUUUCUUACAACUGCUGGAAUUUAUGGGAGUCAUUAAAGACUGUCAAGUGAGCAGGAGUCUGGACUACGCUUUCCAGGUAACAGAAAUCCUCAGCCUUUUUCACUGUUGCCUCAACCCAGUCAUCUACUUCUUCAUGGGGGAGAAAUUUAAGAAGUACCUGAAGAUGCUCUUUAAGAACUGGCAGUUACCAGGGUAUUUCUGCAAGUGGUGUGGAGUUCACAUCACCUACCACACUGAAUCUACCAGUUCAUUCCACACACAGUCUACAGGGGACCAAGAUGCGUUGUAACACAUUUCAGACCAGCCACUGAACUCAGCAGCAAGCAAACUGACAACAGCAGGAACUUUGAAAAGCAGGAACUUUGAAAAGCUAAGCAAAUGCAGACACAUUUAACAAUAAGCUAGUGCCAGAUAAUUACUUGCUUCAGUUUUAUUUGUGCCUCUAGAUUUUCUGAGUAUUACGACAGAAGGUCUCCCAAAUGUGGAACAUGGAGGAUGGACAUGCAAGGUUUCUCUGCUGUGAUUACAAAUCACUGCUCAGCUCUGUGCAAAGCACUGCACUGCAUGGCUUCUUUUUCACCACCAUCAAGACAUUGGCCUGCAUGGAGGAGCAAAGGUGAGACAGUACCUUGUCAUCAGCACAUGCACUUGGAAAACAUAUUCAUGUAUUCAUGAAGGAAGAUUGUAAUCAUACUUUUUUAUUCUGCAGUUGAUCUGUGUAGGACAUGUUCACCCAUGAUUCUUAGUCAGCUAUUAGCAGUACCUGCUACAUUUAAAUGUUUUGUUUCAGGGGGGAUGAUAUACCCCAUAUCAUUAAGAAACAGCACAAAAUAUAUUCUCUAUGUGCACAAAGACACAAAGCAAAGCCAUUACUUUUCAUUGUAGCUGUGUUUUCUCUCAGGUUGACAUAUAUGCCUACAUGUAGGUGUAUAUAUAAAGCAUUUUGAAUUACUUUAUCACUGUAAUUCAGGAUAGCAAUUCUGUAUUUUAACUAAC
Messenger RNA from Vidua chalybeata, 1784 nucleotides. RefSeq names its product C-C chemokine receptor type 4-like. Gene Ontology annotation, molecular function: C-C chemokine receptor activity. Gene Ontology annotation, biological process: immune response; G protein-coupled receptor signaling pathway; chemotaxis. The record is from RefSeq and is a predicted model, not a curated record. Gene Ontology annotation, cellular component: membrane. The transcript has a single exon. Bases 1 to 1077 code for a protein of 358 amino acids. Lineage: Eukaryota; Metazoa; Chordata; Aves; Passeriformes; Viduidae.